UCUGCUGGCCUCUCUCCUUCGCUCGUCUGGGCGGCGGCGGCGGCAACGGGGGGACGGGCGGGUGGCGCAUCCGGGCGCGGAGGCAGGAGGAGCAGUCUCAUUGUUCCGGGAGCCGUCGCCACUGCAGGUCCCUCGGCUCCGUGGGCUCGGCCCCUCUCAGUCUUCCCCAACCAUGAGACCCUUUUUGCUCUUCCUGCUGCAUCUGAGCCUGUGAUACACUCCUCUGCAGAACAAAUUAUGGAUUUGAAGGAGAAGCCAGGUAACACUGUUUCAGCUGGUCAAGAGGAUUUCCCAUCUGUCCUACUUGAAACUGCUGCUUCUCUUCCUUCUCUAUCUCCUCUCUCAGCUGCUUCUUUUAAAGAACAUGAAUACCUUGGUAAUGUACCAGCAGUAUUAUCCACGGAAGGAACACUUCAAGAAACUUUAAAUGAAGCUUCUAAACAGCUCUCAGAGAAGGCAAAAAAUCCAUUUGUAGAUAGAGAUUUAACAGAGUUUUCAGAACUAGAGUAUUCAGAAAUGGGAUCAAAAUUUAGUGGCUCUCCAAAAGCAGAAUCUGCCAUAAUGGUAGCAAACCCUAGGGAAGAAGUAAUUGCAAAGAAUAAAGAUGAAGAAGAGGACUUAGUUAGUAAUAACAUCCUUCGUAAUCAGCAAGGCUUACCUGUGGCCCUUACUGAGCUGGUGAAAGAAGAGGACAAAGUUAUGUUUCCAGAAAAAACAAUGGACAGUUUUAAUGAAAAGGAAGCUGCAGUAGAAGCUCCUAUAAGGGAAGAGUAUGCAGACUUCAAACCAUUUGAACGAGUAUGGGAAGUGAAAGAUGCUUAUAAGGAAGAUAGUGGUAUGCCGGCUGCAGGGGGUAGUAUAGAGAGCAAAUUGGAAAGUAAAGCGGAUGAGAAAUAUUUUGCAGAUAGCCUGGAGCAAACGAAUCAUGAAAAAGAGAGUGAAAGCAGUAAUGAUGAUACUUCUUUUCCCAGUACACCAGAAGCUGUAAAAGACGGUUCAGGAGCAUAUAUCACAUGUGCUCCCUUUAACCCAGCAGCAACUGAGAGCAUUGCAACAAACAUUUUUCCUUUGCUGGAAGACCAUACUUCAGAAAAUAAGACAGAUGAAAAAAAAAUAGAAGAAAAGAAAGCUCAGAUUGUAACAGAGAAGAAUAUUAGCACCAAAUCCUCAAACCCUUUCCUUGCAGCAACACAGGAUUCUCAGACUGAGUAUGUCACAACAGAAAAUUUAUCAAAGGUGACUGGGGAAGCAGUGGCAAACAUGCCUGAAGGUCUGACACCAGAUUUAGUACAGGAAGCAUGUGGAAGUGAAUUGAACGAGGCUGCAGGGACAAAGAUUGCCUAUGAAACAAAAAUGGACUUGGUGCAAACCUCAGAAGCUAUGCAGGAAUCACUCUACCCUGUAACACAGCUUUGCCCAUCAUUUGAAGAAUCUGAAGCUACUCCAUCACCAGUUUUGCCUGACAUUGUUAUGGAAGCACCAUUAAAUACUGUAGUUCCUAGUGCUGGUGCUUCUGCAGGGCAGCCCAGCUCAUCACCGUUAGAAGCUCCUCCUUCAGCUAAUUAUGAAAGUGUAAAGCUUGAUUCUGAAAGUCCACCCCCAUAUGAAGAGGCAAUGAACGUAAAAAAAAUAUCAGGAAUAAAAGAAGAAAUUAAAGAGCCUGAAACUACUGAUGCAGUUGUUCAAGAAACAGAAGCUCCUUAUAUAUCCAUUGCAUGUGAUUUAAUUAAAGAAACAAAGCUGUCUAGUGAACCAAGCCCAGAUUUCGCUAAUUAUUCAGAAAUAGCAAAAGUUGAACAGCCAGUGCCUGAUCGUUCUGAGUUAGUUGAGGAUUCCUCACCUGAUUCUGAGCCAGUUGACUUAUUUAGUGAUGAUUCAAUACCUGAAGUUCCACAAAGACAAGAUGAAGCUGUGAUACUUUUGAAAGAAAAUCUCACUGAAACUUCAUAUGAGUCAGCGUUAGAAUAUGAAAAUAAAGAAAAACUCAGUACUUUACUACCUGAGGGAGGAAAGCCGUAUUUGGAAUCUUUUCAGUCCAAUUUAAGCACCACAAGAGAUAGCCCAUCACCUGAUGAAGUUUUGACAUUGACCAAAAAGGAGAAAAUUCCUUUGCAAAUGGAGGAUCUCAAAACUGCAGUUUAUGCAAAGGAGGACUUACUUGUUUCUAAGGAAGCCACAAUAAGAGAAAGUGAAACAUUUUCAGAUUCAUCUCCAAUUGAAAUUAUAGAUGAGUUCCCUGCAUUUGUUAGUUCUAAAACUGAUUCUUCUCCUAAAUCAGCCAGGGAGUACACUGACUUGGAGGUAUCCCACAGAAGUGAAAUUCCUAAUGUCCAGGAUGGAACUGGGUCAUUGCCCUGCUCAGAAUUGCCCCGUGACCUUUCUUUCAAGGAGGUACAACCAAAAGAUGAAGAUAAAAUCUCAGAUGAAUUCUCCAAAAAUAGGUCUGAUGUAGCCAAGGCACCCUUACUUCCUCCAGAUGUUUCUGCUUUGGACACUCAAACAGAGAUAGGCAGCAUAGUUAAACCCAAAGUUCUUGUGAAAGAAGCUGAGAAAAAACUUCCUUCUGACACAGUGAAAGAGGACAGAUCACCAUCUGCUAUAUUUUCAGCAGAGCUGAGUAAAACUUCAGUUGUUGACCUCCUCUACUGGAGAGACAUUAAGAAGACUGGAGUGGUGUUUGGUGCCAGCUUAUUCUUGCUGCUUUCAUUGACAGUAUUCAGCAUUGUGAGUGUAACGGCCUACAUUGCCUUGGCUCUCCUCUCUGUGACUAUCAGCUUUAGAAUAUAUAAGGGUGUGAUCCAAGCUAUCCAGAAAUCAGAUGAAGGCCAUCCAUUCAGGGCAUAUUUGGAAUCUGAUGUUGCUAUAUCUGAGGAGUUGGUUCAGAAAUACAGUAAUUCUGCUCUUGGUCAUGUGAAUUGCACAAUAAAAGAACUCAGGCGCCUCUUCUUAGUUGAUGAUUUAGUUGAUUCCCUAAAGUUUGCAGUGUUGAUGUGGGUAUUCACCUACGUUGGUGCCUUGUUCAAUGGUCUGACUCUUCUGAUUUUGGCUCUGAUCUCACUCUUCAGUGUUCCUGUUAUUUAUGAACGACAUCAGGCGCAGAUAGAUCAUUAUCUAGGACUUGCAAAUAAGAAUGUUAAAGAUGCUAUGGCUAAAAUUCAAGCAAAAAUCCCUGGAUUGAAGCGCAAAGCUGAAUGAUAAACAAUAGGAAUUCAUCUUUGAAAGGGGGGUGUUUAUUUGCUUACAUGGGGGAGGGUCAGGGAAGAAUGAAACCUUGACAUCACAGUGCAGCUUCACAGAUCUUUAUUUUUAGCAAUGCACUGUUUGAGGAAAAAUUACCUGUCUUGACUGCCAUGUGUUCAUCAUCUUAAGUAUUUGUAAGCUGCUAUGUAUGGAUUUAAACCGUAAUCAUAUUUGUUUUUCCUGUAUGAGGCACUGAUGAAUAAAAAAAAGAUCUGAGAAAGCUGUAUAUUACACUUGGUUGCAGGUAGUCUUGCUGUAUUUUUGGAAAGUUGCCGAGAAAGUGGAGCUGGAAAAAAUAACCCUUUUCACAGUUUGUGCGCUGUGUGUGGUCUGUGUAGAUUGAUGCAGAUUUUCUGAAAUGAAAUGUUUAGACGAGAACAUACCACUAAAGCAAGAAUGAAAAAGCUUGCCUUUCUGAUAUGUUCUAGGUGUAUUGUGAAUUUUACUGUUAUAUUAAUUGCCAAUAUAAGUAAAUAUAGAUUAUAUAUAUCUAUCUAUAUAUAGUGUUUCACAAAGCUUAGCCCUUUCCCUUCCAGCUGUCCCCACAGUGCUUGAUGUUUCAGAGUCAUUGGUUACCAUGUGUAGUUCCAAAGCACAUAAGCUAGAAAAAGAAAAUAUAUUUCUAGGAGCACUACCAUCCUUUUUCAACAUGAGACAAUGCCAUACACAUAGAACUCUGACAUAAACUUCAUUGCACCGACUUACUUAGUUAAUUUUGUCACAAACUCUGAAUCUGUGGACUGAACCUAAUGCUUCCAAAAAUGUUGUUUGCAAAUAUCAAACAUUGUUAUGCAAGAUAUUAUAAAAUGGACUUAUACCGUUGUGGUUUAAGCUGUACUGAACUAAAUCUGUGGAAUGCAUUGUGAAUUGUAAAAGCAAAGUAUCAAUAAAGCUUAUAGACUCAAA
This is a messenger RNA of Oryctolagus cuniculus (rabbit), 4146 nucleotides long. The record is from RefSeq and is a predicted model, not a curated record. NCBI's taxonomy places the organism in Eukaryota, Metazoa, Chordata, Mammalia, Lagomorpha, Leporidae.